GUGCAGUCCACAAAGUCACACGCACACACACACACAUAAUACACACACACAUCUACACACACACUACUCUCUCUUUCUCUUAUAAAUGCACGUUUGAGCCUCUGGAAGAAAGUCAAAGACGGGGGGCGGAGAAGCCUCGCUUGAAUCACAGCGAUGUUGCACAGAUCAAUUCUAUUCGCCUUCCUAGUGUGCAUUCAACUCGGGAGCAGGUCGGCGGCAAAUGAAAUCGUCCCACAAGUUGAAGAGCAGAACGACCCAGCGGCGUCUCGAAGGACGAGGCUGUCGGCGCAGAACUCAGCUGAAAUCAUCCGGUGCCUGAACAAUGCUCUCCAUGUGGGCUGUGGGGCGUUUGUGUGCCUGGAGAACUCCACCUGUGACACCGACGGCAUGUACGACAUCUGCAGGUCCUUUCUGUACAGUGCUGCUAAAUUCGACACUCAGGGAAAAGCCUUCGUUAAGGACAGUUUAAAGUGCAUCGUCAACGGCAUCACAUCCAAGGCCUUCUUCACCAUUCGUAGAUGUUCCGCUUUUCAGAAGAUGAUCGCAGACAUUCAGGAGGAUUGUUACAGGAAGCUGGACAUCUGCACAAUGGCCAAACGUAACGCCGCUGCAAUAACAGAAGUGAUCCAGCUCCCUGCACGUUUAAAGAACAGGUAUUACAACAAGCUACUGAGAAGCCUUCUGGAGUGUGAUGAGGAGACAGUGAACAGCAUAAGGGAGAACAUGAUGGCGGGGCUGGGCUCUCACCUGUCGGGCUUCAUCCACUUGCUGCAGAGUGACCGCUGCCUGACCUUGCCCAACCGGGGAACCUUCAACAGCCGCUCCUCGGCCGAACACCAGAAGCUCCGCAUCUUCCUGCGAAAUCUCAGCAGUAACGAGUCUCCCCCCCGGAGAGGCCCCAAGCUGAGCUCGGCUGAGAACGAGUGAUGAUCGGAGGGGGGGGGGAGGGG
Molecule: messenger RNA, 950 nt
Organism: Leucoraja erinaceus (little skate)
Lineage: Eukaryota; Metazoa; Chordata; Chondrichthyes; Rajiformes; Rajidae
Product: stanniocalcin-1-like
Exons: 4
Coding region: 154-927 (257 amino acids)
Biological process (GO): intracellular calcium ion homeostasis
Cellular component (GO): extracellular region
Molecular function (GO): hormone activity
Source: RefSeq, a predicted model, not a curated record